Messenger RNA from Quercus robur (English oak), 2125 nucleotides. RefSeq names its product glucose-6-phosphate 1-dehydrogenase 6, cytoplasmic. Gene Ontology annotation, biological process: pentose-phosphate shunt, oxidative branch; glucose metabolic process. Bases 373 to 1926 code for a protein of 517 amino acids. The record is from RefSeq and is a predicted model, not a curated record. Gene Ontology annotation, cellular component: cytosol. The transcript has 16 exons. NCBI's taxonomy places the organism in Eukaryota, Viridiplantae, Streptophyta, Magnoliopsida, Fagales, Fagaceae. Gene Ontology annotation, molecular function: glucose-6-phosphate dehydrogenase activity; NADP binding.
CAUUUUCAUUGAUUUCGAAUUCCCAGAGAGAGAGAGAGAGAGUUGGUGGAGAAGUUGAAGUUGAACAACACAAAACUGUUGGAUAAAAAAUCACAAAAAUUAAAAUUUGCCCACCAUUUCUGCCUCAAUAUUUUCCUAAGCCCACUAUUUCUGCCUCCCCCACUAUCUCUCUUUUUUCUGGAGCUGUCAUUUCUUAUUAUAAAAUCUGCAAAUUCUUGGCAAAUCCAUCAAAACUCUUUCUUUCUUUCUUUUUUUUUUUUUUUUUUUUGGCUGUGGCAUCUGAUUCUGGUACCUGUCUUGAUACCAUUUUCACGACCCGAUUACAAGCAAUUGUUAAGGUAGCUGUGAGAAGUUUCUGUUCAGCCUAAAAAGAUGGAAUCAGGAUGUUGGCACGUUGAGAAAAGAGUUGGUUUAAAAAGCGAUUCGUUCCGGAAAGACAAUGAGAAUGUCCUUGAAACUGGGUGUCUCUCAAUUGUUGUGCUUGGUGCUUCUGGCGAUCUUGCCAAGAAGAAGACUUUUCCGGCACUCUUCAACCUUUUUCGACAGGGAUUUCUACAACCUGAUGAGGUUCACAUUUUUGGCUACGCAAGGACUAAGAUUUCAGAUGAUGAGUUAAGAAACCGCAUACGGGGAUAUCUUAUUAAUGACAAAAAUGCUUCACCAGAGCACGUGGAGAAAUUAUCCAAGUUUCUAGAACUGAUCAAAUAUGUAAGUGGUUCUUAUGAUUCUGAGGAGGGCUUCCGGCUGUUGGAUAAGGAAAUUUCAGAGCAUGAAUUAUCAAAAAAUAGUGUGGAGGGAACAUCUCGGAGACUCUUUUAUCUUGCACUUCCUCCAUCAGUUUAUCCAUCUGUCUGCAAGAUGAUAAGGAAUUUCAGCAUGAAUAAAUCUGAUCUUGGUGGAUGGACACGGAUUGUUGUUGAGAAACCUUUUGGCAAAGAUUUGGAAUCUGCAGAGCAACUCAGCACCCAGAUUGGAGAGUUGUUUGAAGAACCACAAAUUUACCGUAUUGAUCACUAUCUGGGAAAGGAAUUGGUGCAGAAUCUGUUGGUUCUUCGUUUUGCAAAUCGCUUCUUCUUGCCCCUUUGGAAUCGUGACAACAUUGACAAUGUACAGAUUGUGUUUAGGGAGGAUUUUGGGACUGAUGGUCGUGGUGGAUAUUUUGAUGAAUAUGGAAUUAUUCGCGAUAUCAUUCAAAAUCAUCUCUUGCAGGUUUUUUGCCUGGUUGCUAUGGAAAAGCCUGUUUCUCUCAAACCUGAGUACAUCCGGGAUGAGAAAGUGAAGGUUCUUCAAUCAGUUCUUCCAAUUAAAGAUGAAGAGGUUGUUCUUGGGCAAUAUGAAGGCUAUACGGAUGAUCCAACAGUUCCUGAUCAGUCAAACACUCCAACUUUUGCAACUGUAGUUCUGAGAAUACAUAAUGAAAGAUGGGAAGGUGUCCCGUUUGUACUUAAGGCUGGGAAAGCAUUGAAUUCGAGAAAGGCAGAAAUAAGAGUUCAAUUUAAGGAUGUUCCUGGUGAUAUAUUCAAAUGUAAAAAACAAGGGAGAAAUGAGUUUGUAAUACGCCUUCAACCCUCAGAAGCCAUGUACAUGAAGCUUACGGUCAAGCAGCCUGGACUGGAGAUGUCUACCGCCCAAAGUGAAUUAGACUUGUCAUAUGGGCAACGUUAUCAAGGGGUUACAAUCCCAGAAGCUUAUGAGCGUUUAAUUCUUGACACAAUAAGAGGUGAUCAGCAGCAUUUUGUUCGCAGAGAUGAGUUGAAGGCGGCCUGGGAGAUCUUCACACCUCUUCUGCACAGAAUUGACGAUGGUAAAAUGAAGCCACUUCCAUACCAACCAGGCAGCCGAGGUCCUGCAGAAGCAGACAAACUGCUAGCAAAAGCUGGUUAUGUUCAAACACAUGGUUAUAUAUGGAUCCCUCCCACCUUGUAGAUGCAGCUUGCUUCCUUUUGUUAUGUAUCUAUGAUGUUGCCUGCACUUGGUAUUGUAUGUCAUAAAAAUUUGCUUUUACAUACUGUUUAUUCGGAAUAAGAAUAUGGUAUGGUCUGUAUUGAGAAAUACUUGCAUUAUGCAAGCAGCACGAUGUAUUUGUAUUACCAUUAUAAAUAAAUUGUUGAUGUUCAUGGCUUCA